Molecule: messenger RNA, 1182 nt
Organism: Syzygium oleosum
Lineage: Eukaryota; Viridiplantae; Streptophyta; Magnoliopsida; Myrtales; Myrtaceae
Product: abscisic acid receptor PYL9-like
Exons: 3
Coding region: 240-800 (186 amino acids)
Biological process (GO): abscisic acid-activated signaling pathway
Cellular component (GO): nucleus; cytoplasm
Molecular function (GO): abscisic acid binding; signaling receptor activity; protein phosphatase inhibitor activity
Source: RefSeq, a predicted model, not a curated record
GAAAACAAAGUGGGCGGUUUGGUUAGGAGGUUUCCCAUUGGACGAUUCUUGAUAUCCUCCCAAGCUAAGCUAACCAACCAGAUCACUUUAGUGCCGUCUUCUUCCUGUUCUACUUCUUCUUUUUCUUCUGCUUCUGCGUCAUCCAUCUCUCAGUUUCUGCAGCUCGCGUCCCCUUCCUUCUCUGCACAGUGGUGACGGUGGACACCUCUUUCUUUGAGUUCGAUCCAUAAGCCUCGGAAAUGAACGGUGGCGACGCGUCAGGGGUUAUGGUGGCCCAGUACAUCAGGAGGCAUCACAGGCAUGAGGCCGGAGAGCGGCAGUGCACUUCGGCCGUCAUCAAGCACGUCAAAGCUCCUGUUCACCUGGUGUGGUCCCUGGUGAGAAGAUUUGAUCAACCUCAAAAGUACAAGCCCUUUGUCAGCCGCUGUAUCAUGAAGGGUGAUUUGGGCAUAGGGAGUGUUAGAGAAGUGAAUGUCAAGUCCGGGCUUCCAGCUACAACCAGCACUGAGAGAUUGGAACUUCUUGAUGAUGAGGAGCACAUCCUUGGCAUUAGAAUUGUUGGCGGUGAUCACAGACUCAAGAACUAUUCUUCAAUUAUGACUGUCCAUCCUGAUAUGAUUGAAGGCAGGCCAGGGACACUGGUGAUCGAGUCAUUUGUAGUAGAUGUGCCUGAUGGGAACACGAAGGAUGACACAUGCUACUUUGUCGAGGCCUAUAUCAGAUACAAUCUCAAAUCUUUGGCUGAAAUUUCAGAGAGAAUGGCUAUUCAGGACCGAACUAAAGCUGUAAACAGCUUCUAAAAGCUUUAUAGAUAGUCACGAGCAGCGCUUUGAUGUCGUCACGACUAGUGGAUGCUUUGGGAGCUCUGCUGUCAAAAUAGCUCUUCUAGAAAGCAUUUGCUUCCGCUUGCUUGUUUUCCUCCCUUGGAAAACGUGUCUCCUCGCUUGGUCACGUUUUAAGGGAGACAUCAAAGGCAAUCUUUUGAAUGGCUGGAGAUAAGGGGUUUUGUCCAUGGAAACGGUGUUGAUGCUGGUUUGGUGUUUGUAAAUAUUGACAUGGAAGUGUUGCACUAUCCGCAUUGCUGGCGUGCAUAUGCGCAGGUUUAAAUUUGUAGGUAGGCUGCAAGAGUGAACUCUUGAAUGACAAUCUUGCUUCCUUAUAUGUACAUAGUUGUUUCCGUUA